Molecule: messenger RNA, 1753 nt
Organism: Gigantopelta aegis
Lineage: Eukaryota; Metazoa; Mollusca; Gastropoda; Neomphalida; Peltospiridae
Exons: 2
Coding region: 59-910 (283 amino acids)
Source: RefSeq, a predicted model, not a curated record
GUGGAAUUCGAAAGGAAAUGUCUGUACAUGCACCAAGCUCUAUGAUCAUAAUGAAUGAAUGUGCUCUAGUUCUGUCGUUAAGCAAAGCCAACACACAGCUUGUUCUCUCCUGGCAGGUCUUCCGCUACAAGGCGCGCUGAUCGACUGCAUCAGCGUGCACGACAUGAGCAAGUGUGUGCUGAGCGUGCUGCUACGACAACGUUACUUCCUCUUCAAGACGAUCGGGUUGACGGUGGAGAAACUGACUGCCGAGGACAUCGCCUCCACAUUCCAGAAAUACCUCUCAGACAAGACGUUCAUCGCCUCUGACAUACGAGUGAAAGACUACGAGGACUUUCGGUUUCCUGGCUCUAAAGAGCUGGCCCACAUGUUUGGUUUUUACAUCACGACUCACGUGACUAGGGAAAAGGAUCUCACAAGACAACUCUGUGGCUUUCCGGUUACUUUCGAUCGAUGGGUGAACGAAAACAAAACGAAAAUCGACUGCAUACUCAUCAACCGCUUCAGUAAAAUGAGCAUCACCAGAUUCAAGGAUUGCCCUUCAGUUACCAGUUCUUUCGAAAUGACAGCCACUAGCGAACAGAAAACCACUGCUUGCGAACAAAAAAACACUGCUUGCGAACAGAAAACCACUUCUAGCGAACAGAAAGCCACUUCUUGCGAACAGAAAGCCACUGUUUGCGAACAGAAAGCCACUGUUUGCGAACAGAAAGCCACUGUUUGCGAACAGAAAACCACUGCUUGCGAACAAAAAACCUCUGCUUGCGAACAGAAAGCCACUUCUUGCGAAAAAAAAAACACUGCUUGCGAACAGAAAACCACUUCUAGCGAACAGAAAGCCACUUCUUGCGAAAAGAAAACCACUUCUUGCGAAAAGAAAACCACUGUUUGCGAACAGAAAGGCAACUGAGUGUCGACUUUCGUUAUAUUUAAUAUGACCCUAGGCGCAGAUUUAGUUGUGACCCAAAGGACCCGAUCCCCUAUUGAUAUAAAUCGACUAACCAGAUUUCGGCAGGGGCCAAGGGAUCUGCUUCCCUAUUUAGCCGGAGUCUCAGGGGCCCCACCCCCAUCUAAACCUCACCCUCCACCCCAUUUAUAGUUUUGUGUUAGGUGAUGAAUGAUGUUGUUUUUUAUUGACACUAUUAGUAAAAAUCGUGGAUCAACAUUUGAUAGCCGCAUGUCCAAACAAUUAUUUGCGUGAAAACCAGAUGAGUGUUGAUAUUAAUGUUGAGAAGGAUCUCUUGAACCAAAUCGUUACCGAUGCCUAUAAUGUUAACGUUUUCUGAUAUAAGCAGCAUAUCAACAUACCCAGGAGGCGCCUGUGCAGGGGGGUGGUUUCGGGGAUCAAUCCCCCCAGGAAGUAAUGUGUUUUUUCAAUAUAUUUAUGGAAGGAAACACCCCUCUAUAAUCUUCGCUCACCAAUCUAGACCCCCCUCCCCCCCCCCCCCCCCCCCCCCCCCCGGAAACCUCUAACCUUGCUACACAGACGCCUUCCCAGGCAGUACAUCAAUAAAAAGUGUGGCACAUCACUGCCUAAGAGAAAAUGGGUGGGGGUGGGGUGGGGUCACGUGGCAUUUAAGGGAUUUCAUAAUUGUUUUUUUUUUUUUUAAAUUUCUGAAAAUCGCAGUUCCAUUUUUGGGGUUGGGAUGGGAGGUGGGGUGGGGGGGACUGCACUGACUUCAACCUUUACUGUAUUACACUGAGUAACAACUGUAUACUAAAUAAAAUAAAAUAAAUAUUAAUUUAUUUGCAA